AUGAUUUACGACGUUGCCAUCAUUGGAGCUGGACCCUGCGGACUAGCAACCGCCGCCAGGCUGCGUGAGUCAACGCCGUCAGCUCUCUUCACCGAUGACGAGCACGAGAGGUACUGGCGGAGAUUCCGACGUACAGAGACAAUUGAGACCGAGAAGAAACGCCGGCGAAAAGCAAGCAGCGCAUCUACUUCGGCAGACCCUGAGCUGCCAUCAAGGUCGAUGAUUGUGCUCGAUGCACAUUCAAAUCAGUGGAUGUCUGCAUGGAAAGAAAGGUUCAGGCACCUGCAGAUAGAGCACCUUCGAAGUCCUCUGUUUUUCCACCCAGAUCCCCGAGAUCGAGAUGGACUUUUAGGGUACUCCUAUUUCCAUGAUCGUGCCGAUGAGCUGCACGAAAUUCAUAAUGUCGUUGGAAAAGAGCUCAGUAAGCACCGAACAAAGCAGAAGCGCGAUAAAAAGGUUGCUCGACACCUCCGUAUCGAUGAUAGAGACCGUGUCGACUACUUCACACCGUCAACCCGGCUAUUCGACGACUUUUGCCAGGAUAUCAUUGAUCGUUACCAGCUCCACGAGACAAUAGUGCAGGCACAGGUUCAACACAUUGAAUAUGGAGACCUUGGAAGUGUGACUGACCCCAGGCUGUUUGCAUUGACGACAGACCAGGGUACCAUCUUCUCAAAAACGGUUGUUUUGGCUGUCGGACCUGGCGCCAAACCAAAGAUUCCACCUGAUUGCCGUAUUCGACUUGACAUGCACCAGGGUAGUGUGUGCCACUGUUUUGAAGCAAUCGGAUCCUCGUGUAUACCCGACCAUGUAUCGCGCAAGAUAAGUCGGAGACAACCUACGUCGGUGGUUGUAGUUGGAGGAGGGCUGACCAGCGCACAAAUUACCGAUUUACUUCUCUUGAGAGGGGUUACGAAGGUGUUCCUGGUGUUGCGAGGAAAGUACAAGUUGAAGCAUUUCGACGUGGACCUCGAGUGGGUAUCAAAGGUCCGCAACCAACAAAUGUCAGUGUUUUGGUCUGCAGAUAGUGAUGAAGAGCGAUUCGAUAUGUUGAAGAUGGCUCGAAAUGGAGGAAGCAUCACGCCUUCUUACGAUAAGAUUCUGAAGACGCACAUUGCAAAUGGUCGACUGCGCAUUCUUCCAUAUACGUGUAUCGAAGAUGGCACCUGGUGUGGCACAAGCCAGGCCUGGACUCUUGGGCUGUCAUCGAUGUCGGACUCUGAAAACGUACUGUCAGGAAUCGACCAUGUCAUAUAUGCUACCGGGUCAGCCCCGAACAUUAGCAAUGUUUCCUGCAUGCAACGGAUGUUGACAGAAUACCCCGUUGAAUCCAUCCAUGGGCUGGCAAGAAUUACUGACGACUUAAUGUGGCAAGAUGACGUUCCAUUGUUUCUCACGGGCGGUCUUGCCGGUUUGCGACUUGGGCCAGGAGCUGCAAAUUUGGCAGGUGCAAGGCAAGGUGCUGAGAGGAUUGCUUGGAAGAUUGAUGAGAUAUUGGGAAGACCCGAGGUAGACGCGAAUGGUUCGAAGUCUGGGAGUGCUUCAACUGGAGGUGGUAUGAUUUCACUCGGCCCGAGCAAAGCCUCCAGGAGCAAAGACAGGAGCGAAUUCACAGGGUCUUCCAACAACCAAUUCGAAGCUCUCAGCAUAUAUGAAAAGUGA
This is a messenger RNA of Capronia epimyces CBS 606.96, 1662 nucleotides long. RefSeq lists its product as uncharacterized. Gene Ontology annotation, molecular function: oxidoreductase activity. The record is from RefSeq and is a predicted model, not a curated record. The transcript is spliced from 3 exons. The coding region runs from base 1 to 1662 and encodes 553 amino acids. Lineage: Eukaryota; Fungi; Ascomycota; Eurotiomycetes; Chaetothyriales; Herpotrichiellaceae.